Molecule: messenger RNA, 3599 nt
Organism: Anastrepha obliqua
Lineage: Eukaryota; Metazoa; Arthropoda; Insecta; Diptera; Tephritidae
Gene: ari-2
Product: potential E3 ubiquitin-protein ligase ariadne-2
Exons: 3
Coding region: 608-2182 (524 amino acids)
Biological process (GO): ubiquitin-dependent protein catabolic process; protein polyubiquitination; positive regulation of proteasomal ubiquitin-dependent protein catabolic process
Cellular component (GO): cytoplasm; ubiquitin ligase complex
Molecular function (GO): ubiquitin protein ligase activity; ubiquitin conjugating enzyme binding; zinc ion binding
Source: RefSeq, a predicted model, not a curated record
AAGAAGUUCAUUUGCCCUUUGGAGAAGAAAAGAUUUGCUUUUUCGUGGAAAGCAGUUUUCUAAAACGUGCUGAAAAGUUUGUCACAGAUUACGGGCAAAACAAUAUUUUUGAAAAUGUGUUAUAUUUUAUAAUUGAAUACAAUAGGAGUGUAAGGUGCCUAGGAAAGUUCCGAGUUGUGUGGUGUACAGAGAUAAACGAAGAAUCAAGUUUUGUAAAAAAAAAAAACAACAUGCAAACAUGUUCUUUGUAUUUACGGAAAUAAACUUUACGUAUAAAACAAAACCAAGAAAAAGAGAUUUUAAUUUUUUUACAAGAAGUCAAUGUUCAAUAGUUAUCGCACGUCGCUAGUUAUAACACAAAAAUCUCAUUGUGUUGAGAAAAAAUCCUACAUAUGUACAUAGCCACACAUAUUUAUAGCACGAGUGGAUAAUUAUCCUCUGUACAACGACGUUUACCUGCUAUCGCCCAGAAAACACAACACGACAACAGAAGCAGUUGGUGACAUUUGCUAACCCACCUAGCACCUAAAUUUUCGCAAUAAAAAAACGCAGUCAACUGACAAAGAUAGAAUAUUUAUAGCCCACUGUUUAUUUGCUCCUAACAAAGAUGUCAGCCGACUCGGAUAUGGAGUAUUCGGACAACGAUUGUGAAUACGAAGAUUACUACAAUUCAGGUGAAGACUGCGAUGUGGAACGCUUGGAUCCGAAAAAAACUGACCCUGAAUACUUCGAAUUUGAAUGCCUCACAGUCGAGGAAGUGGAAAAAUUGCUCAAUGAAUCUGUGGAAAAGCUUAAUACGAUCCUCCAGAUUACUCCAUCAUUAGCGAAAGUGCUGCUGCUAGAGCACGAAUGGGACAAUCAAGUAGUGGUGGACAAAUAUCGAGAAGACGCAAAUGCUUUGCUUAUAACAGCUCGUAUUAAACCGCCGAAUCCAACGCUUAGCCUACCUGACCCGUCAGCUCCAUCCACCAGCAAAGACGCUUUUGCCUACAGCAAUAGUAAUACCGGUGGGAAUGGCGACCCGCCUCGGAACGUGUUGAUCUCAAUCGGUGUCUAUAACACAGCGACGUCUGGCAGUCAGCAGACGACUUCGUACCGCAGUCAAAUGUGCCCGGUCUGCGCCAGCUCACAACUCGGUGACAAAUUCUUUAGCCUCUCUUGUGGUCAUGCUUUCUGCAAAGACUGUUGGUCAAUGUUUUUCGAUACGCAAAUAUUUCAGGGGAUUUCCACACAAAUCGGCUGCAUGGCUCCAAUGUGCAAUGUUCGUGUUCCUGAAGAUUUGGUCCUCACCCUAGUGACACGGCCCGUAAUGCGAGACAAGUAUCAACAGUUUGCCUUUAAGGAUUACGUAAAAUCGCAUCCCCAAUUGCGUUUCUGUCCCGGACCAAAUUGCCAAAUUAUAGUACGUUCACCCGAGGUUUGUCCGAAGCGCGUCAUCUGUACUUUAUGCCAUACGUCAUUCUGUUUCAAGUGUGGCAUGGAUUACCAUGCGCCUACCGACUGUUCGAUAAUUAAAAAAUGGCUCACAAAAUGUGCCGACGAUAGUGAGACAGCCAAUUACAUCAGUGCUAACACCAAAGACUGCCCAAAAUGCAUCAUUUGUAUUGAAAAGAAUGGAGGUUGUAAUCAUAUGCAAUGUUUUAACUGCAAACAUGACUUUUGCUGGAUGUGUUUGGGUGAUUGGAAAACUCAUGGCUCUGAAUACUAUGAGUGCUCGCGCUACAAAGACAAUCCGAAUAUUGCCAACGAAUCGGUGCACGUGCAAGCUCGAGAAGCAUUGAAGAAAUACUUGCACUACUAUGAACGAUGGGAGAACCACUCAAAAUCGUUACAGUUGGAGCAACAAACCAUUGAUCGAUUGCGGGACCGUAUCAAUGAAAAAGUGAUGAAGGGGCGUGGCACCUGGAUUGAUUGGCAAUAUUUGUUCAAUGCUGCCGCUUUAUUAGCGAAAUGUCGGUAUACGCUUCAAUACACCUAUCCGUAUGCAUACUUCAUGGAAAGUGGGUCGCGAAAGGACCUAUUCGAGUACCAACAGGCUCAACUUGAGGCAGAAAUUGAGAAUCUUUCUUGGAAGAUCGAACGUGCCGAAACAACAGAUUUGGGUGAUUUGGAAAACCAAAUGGAUAUUGCUGAAAAGCGUAGGACAACGUUGCUCAAAGACUUUUUCCCCAUAGACGUUUGAGUGCCAACAACAAAAUGACUGCAACAAAAUAGCGAAAUUAUUACACAUUUAAGUUAUCAAUCGUUAAUCCAUAUACGAUAGUUGAUUGAACCAUUUGGUUCACAUGGCUGCUAAUACGAAUGGAUAAACUGCAAUACAAACGCAAUGCGCUAAACAUUUUAGAAUAUACUAAAAAAACAUACAUACAUACAUAGACACAUGCAUAUAAACUAUAUCGAAACCAGGAUAUAAUGUAUUAAAAAAUAGUAUAUGUAUGUGCAUAUAUAAUCAAUAUCAGUGGGCAAUAGGCGAAAGGAGCGCCAUAUGUGUUAAAUAUUAAUGUAGUUCACAACAAAUGCACUUCUAAGCGCAUUGACAGACAACCAGUUGGAGAUAAUUUAAAAAUAAUUGCCCAAUGUUAGGACACAUUUUUAACUUAGAACAAAAAUCAAACUUCUUAGCAAAUUAAAUGUUUGUUAGAAAGACGGCAAUGUAAACUUAAGCAAAUGUAGGCCUGUUAGCUAUGAAUUAGUUUAUCAAAUUUGGAAUUCAACAGAGAAAAAUUACAACUUGAUAAUCGAACACAGGAUGGCGACUCAAUUAUAAACUAAUGAAAGGGAACACUAUAUUAUGUAUUGUAGGUAUAUAAAGGAAUUGCAGUUUCGUGUGCACUUGCGAAACAAUUACAAUUUACGUGACAUUUUUUAAGGGAAUAUGGGAAAUAACUAGUCACUACCGACAAAUUGUAAGGCGCUGACUCCAAUCCCGAUAUCUAAAAAUUUUCUCCCACAAUUAUCCACUAAUUCCCGUUUACCCAGUAUUAAACCUAAAAAUGUGUUUUUGUUUAAAAUUUUUUAUACACCUAACGUAAUGGAAAGUUUCUGAUACCGCGCCACUGAACCUAUUCAAAACAUCUAGUGGCUUCCCGGCCACAAAAUUAAUGUUACGCAGUGUAAUCAUACAAUGUUUUGUAUAUACGUAUGUGGUAUUUAUAUACUUAGCUUUAGAUUUUUGUUUUUAUUUUUAUUAUUCGUUUAUUUUAUUUGUAAAUUUUACUGUGUAUAGCUCGACUUACACAUUUUGACUGAACAAGUAACUUUAUUGCAUAAAAAUAAGCGUAGAAUUAAAUAGAGCUCUUCACUUGGGCUCUUCAAUUGUAUAAUUAAAAGGUAGAUAUCGUGUCCAAGGAGGAAUACCGAAAAUAAUGGAAAUUUAUUCACUAAUUAUAUCCCAGCUGGGGGCAAUCAGCAUGAUAUUUUUAAAGUUGCAAUUGAAACUAUAUUCGAGCGCAUUCUUAUUUUAAAUAAAUUGUAAAUUUUAACAUAUGUAUGUAUAAGGCAUUCAAUUGAAAUAAUUGACAAGAUAAUAUGCUUUUAAAAUUACAGCAUUACGUAUAAAAGUGUAAUAAUAACAAAUAAAAUACAAAUGUAAAUAGAUU